AUGUUUGCCGUGAGAAAGCUUGUUUCGUCGCCGGUUGGGUUUGCAUUGGGCAGAUCCAAAGCCACUUUGGCGUUUGUCGAGACCUCUGGCUCGAAAAUCACUCCUUCGUCGCUUUCGGCUUUAAGGGCUGCCCAGCAGCUUGGUAACCCAAUCACAGCUCUGCUUGUUGGUACCGAGGCCAAGGGUGCCGUGGACGAGGUCAAGAAGGUGUCUUCUAUCGACAAGAUCGUCACGUCCUCGUCGGAAAAAUACGACCAUUACUUGCCGGAGCAAGUGUCUCCAUUAGUGGCUAGUUUGUUGAAAGACUCCGAGUACACCAACUUUGUUGUUGCUGCGUCUGCCGUUGGAAAGAACUUUCUGCCUCGAGUGGGUGCUCUGCUUGAUUUGCAGCCUGUUUCCGACAUCAUCAAAGUGGUCAGCACAGACACUUUUGUGAGACCAACGUAUGCCGGUAACGCUCUUGCUACAGUCAAGUCCAAGGACAGCCAAGUGCUUGUUUCUGUGAGAAGCUCUGCUUUCGCUCCAGUUGAGCUGGGAAGCGCAAGCGACGUUGCUGUCGAGGACGUUUCGUUUGUCGAGGGUGGAAACGGAGCCGAGUUUGUGUCUGAGGAGAUCGUCAAGAGCGAGAGACCAGACCUGGGAUCGGCCAAGGUUGUUGUUUCCGGUGGCCGUGGGUUGAAGAAUAAAGAAGAGUUCGACAAGAUCAUCAACCCAUUGGCCGAAAAAUUGAACGCAGCCAUCGGAGCUUCCAGAGCUGCAGUUGACGCUGGCUUCUGCGACAACUCGCUGCAGGUUGGACAGACCGGUAAGGUUGUUGCACCAGAUUUGUACAUUGCUGUUGGUAUUUCGGGAGCCAUCCAGCACCUUGCUGGAAUGAAGGAUGCCAAGACCAUUGUGGCCAUCAACAAGGACGAAGAGGCCCCUAUCUUCUCGGUUGCAGACGUGGGUCUUGUUGGAGACGUGUUUGAGAUCGUGCCGGAGCUCACCAGCAAGCUCUAA
Messenger RNA from Ogataea philodendri, 999 nucleotides. RefSeq lists its product as uncharacterized. Lineage: Eukaryota; Fungi; Ascomycota; Pichiomycetes; Pichiales; Pichiaceae. The transcript has a single exon. Gene Ontology annotation, molecular function: electron transfer activity; flavin adenine dinucleotide binding. Bases 1 to 999 code for a protein of 332 amino acids. The record is from RefSeq and is a predicted model, not a curated record. Gene Ontology annotation, cellular component: mitochondrion.